AUGGCGCCGGAGACAAACAACCCUUGUUCAUGGGCAGAUUGGCGAGUUGUGUCCUGGUCUGUGAUAAAAAGGCCCAAAACCAACAAGAAGAGGACAAGAGCUUGUUCAAGGUUGUUGCUUCAUAGUCUCAUUGACACCCCAGCCGGCAAGCUUUUGAACCCCGGUCCGAUCUUCCAUGCCCCUCUCCAAAGUCAACCCAGCUUUGUUUUUCAACGGCGCAAAUCGAGGCGCGCCGCCGCCGCCGCCGCCGGGGCAUGGGCCUCGAACUUCCCCGAGGCACGCAGCAAGCCCAAAGUCCCGACGAUCACAUUUUACGCCCGCAAGAACUUCCAUCACAACAAAAAAAAGCCCGAUCCCUCCCCCUCUUUUACGGGCACUGUUGGUGGUGGGCCUGGCUUCAUCGUUGGAGAAGAGAGAGAGAGAAGCCUCGGAUCUCAAGGGGGGGCGGGAACGGGGGAAAAGGUUAAUCUAUGUCAGUCGCAGGCGAGUAGGGAGACGGACACGCAUGGCAUCGGGGAGGGAGGGGUGAACGAAGCCUUCUCCGGCCUUCUCUGGUGCCUCGGCAUCGUCCACAUUUGCACAAGCAACGAAAACCUCGCAGCCCGCCCUUUCGCAAUACCCCCGUCACACAGUUUGAAGUGCCUUUUGCUUUUUGACACCCUCGUCCCCCCCGUGUGGAACGCGUACAACCCCCAGCAAAAGGCUACCUGCAUGAUGGAUCUCAAAUUCUUGUUCACUCGUUCUUGUGAGCGCCGACAACGCAAGCAAGAAAAAAAAAAGGGCGGAACGGGUUGUACAACGAAAACGUCGCCCAUCUUAGCAAAUAGGACAGCUGGCUCGGGGCUCACCGCUGGCAGAGAGAGAUCCGCCCAGAACUCUGUCGCCCGUCUCGUGUAA
Molecule: messenger RNA, 897 nt
Organism: Cordyceps militaris CM01
Lineage: Eukaryota; Fungi; Ascomycota; Sordariomycetes; Hypocreales; Cordycipitaceae
Exons: 5
Coding region: 1-897 (298 amino acids)
Source: RefSeq, a predicted model, not a curated record